UCCGGUACAAAUACCGCUAAUCGUCUCAGGCUUUUCCCCAAAUUCUUAGUAUUCCAACUUCGACGGGAGUUUCCUUCUUCUGAUUCUCUCUGCUCGUCUCUCCAAUUCUGCUGAAAUGGCCAAUCAAGCUGAAUCGUCAGACCCCAAGGGUACGAAGCGGGACUUUAGCACCGCCAUUUUGGAGCGGAAGAAGGCCCCAAAUCGACUUGUUGUCGAUGAAGCAAUCAACGAUGAUAACUCGGUGGUCGCUCUUCAUCCCGAUACCAUGGAGAAGCUUCAACUCUUCCGCGGGGAUACGAUCCUCAUUAAGGGUAAAAAGAGGAAAGACACAAUAUGCAUUGCUCUGGCUGAUGAUACAUGUGAUGAACCUAAAAUAAGGAUGAACAAGGUUGUGAGAAGCAAUCUUAGGGUUAGGCUUGGUGAUGUUGUCUCUGUGCACCAAUGUGCUGAUGUUAAAUAUGGAAAGCGUGUACAUAUUCUUCCUGUGGACGAUACUAUUGAAGGGGUUACUGGAAACCUUUUUGAUGCAUAUUUAAAACCAUAUUUCUUGGAAGCAUAUCGUCCUUUGAGGAAGGGUGACCUCUUCCUUGUGAGAGGAGGUAUGAGGAGUGUAGAGUUCAAGGUUAUUGAGACUGAUCCACCUGAAUACUGUGUGGUAGCCCCAGACACGGAGAUCUUUUGUGAUGGGGAGCCUGUGAAAAGGGAAGAUGAGGAUAGAUUAGAUGAAGUUGGUUAUGAUGAUGUUGGUGGCGUUAGGAAACAAAUGGCCCAGAUUCGUGAAUUAGUUGAGCUGCCACUGAGGCAUCCACAGUUAUUUAAAUCAAUUGGUGUGAAGCCACCCAAGGGAAUUUUGCUGUAUGGACCCCCUGGGUCUGGGAAGACUUUGAUUGCUCGUGCUGUAGCCAAUGAAACUGGUGCAUUUUUCUUCUGUAUCAAUGGACCAGAGAUUAUGUCAAAGUUGGCAGGUGAAAGUGAAAGUAACCUCAGAAAAGCUUUUGAGGAAGCAGAGAAGAAUGCACCAUCUAUUAUUUUUAUUGAUGAAAUUGAUUCAAUUGCUCCCAAGCGAGAGAAGACUAAUGGGGAAGUUGAGCGAAGGAUCGUCUCACAGCUACUGACCCUCAUGGAUGGAUUGAAGUCUCGUGCACAUGUCAUUGUGAUUGGGGCUACAAAUCGACCCAACAGCAUUGACCCAGCUCUGAGAAGAUUUGGAAGAUUUGAUAGGGAAAUAGACAUUGGUGUUCCUGAUGAAGUUGGGCGACUUGAAGUUCUACGUAUUCAUACUAAAAACAUGAAGCUAGCUGAAGAAGUUGAUUUAGAGAGGAUUGCCAAAGAUACGCAUGGCUACGUUGGUGCUGAUCUUGCAGCUCUCUGUACUGAGGCUGCUCUUCAAUGCAUUAGAGAGAAGAUGGAUGUAAUUGACUUGGAAGAUGACUCUAUAGACGCCGAGAUUCUCAACUCCAUGGCAGUUACAAAUGAGCAUUUUCAGACAGCUCUUGGAACUAGCAACCCAUCAGCUCUUCGUGAAACAGUUGUCGAAGUACCUAAUGUUUCAUGGGAGGAUAUUGGAGGUCUUGAGAACGUUAAGAGGGAGCUUCAAGAGACGGUUCAAUAUCCAGUUGAACAUCCUGAGAAGUUUGAGAAAUUCGGGAUGUCGCCCUCAAAAGGUGUUCUUUUCUAUGGUCCUCCAGGAUGUGGAAAGACUCUUCUGGCAAAGGCUAUUGCAAAUGAAUGUCAAGCGAACUUCAUUAGUGUCAAGGGCCCGGAGUUGCUCACUAUGUGGUUCGGAGAGAGUGAGGCCAAUGUUCGAGAAAUCUUUGACAAGGCCCGCCAGUCUGCUCCUUGUGUCUUGUUCUUUGAUGAACUCGACUCAAUCGCUACCCAAAGAGGUAGUAGCGUUGGGGAUGCUGGAGGUGCUGCUGAUCGUGUUCUGAACCAACUUCUUACAGAAAUGGAUGGAAUGUCAGCAAAGAAAACUGUUUUCAUCAUUGGGGCCACCAACAGACCAGACAUUAUAGAUCCUGCUCUUUUACGUCCUGGACGUCUUGAUCAGUUGAUUUAUAUUCCUCUUCCCGAUGAAGAAUCUCGUCUUCAAAUCUUCAAGGCUUGCUUGAGGAAAUCUCCAAUCUCGAAAGAUGUAGAACUCAGAGCCCUUGCUAAGUACACUCAAGGCUUCAGUGGUGCUGAUAUUACAGAAAUCUGUCAGCGGGCCUGCAAAUAUGCGAUUAGAGAGAACAUCGAGAAGGACAUUGAAAAGGAGAGGAGGAAAAGCGAGAACCCUGAGGCCAUGGAGGAGGAUGCUGAUGACGAAGUGGCAGAGAUUAAGGCUGCUCACUUUGAGGAGUCUAUGAAGUAUGCACGAAGGAGUGUGAGCGAUGCUGACAUCCGCAAAUACCAGGCGUUCGCGCAAACACUUCAGCAGUCGAGAGGGUUCGGAGCCGAGUUCAGGUUCUCAGAGCAGAGUUCUGGACCAGCCGCAACCGACCCUUUUGCAACUUCUGCCGGUGGAGCUGAUGACGAUGACCUCUACAACUAAGUACGUCAUUUAGGUUCCAACUCCCAUUUAUGUUUAGACUUUAGUAUGAUAUUUACUCGGUAAAAGCUUCAAAUGGAUCACUUUUGAUUGGACACAGUUCUGCUUCUGAAUUCAAACAGUUGAUUGGAUGGAAAGAAAGGAGUUCAAGAGAAACAUUUUGUUAAUCCAUAAUUUUUUUAUGGAUUGCACAAAAAAUGAACAGAUUCAAUUUGAAUGUGAUUAUUAUUUAUAUUUUCUCAUUGCUUA
Molecule: messenger RNA, 2779 nt
Organism: Momordica charantia (bitter melon)
Lineage: Eukaryota; Viridiplantae; Streptophyta; Magnoliopsida; Cucurbitales; Cucurbitaceae
Product: cell division control protein 48 homolog E
Biological process (GO): mitotic spindle disassembly; autophagosome maturation; retrograde protein transport, ER to cytosol
Cellular component (GO): VCP-NPL4-UFD1 AAA ATPase complex; nucleus; cytosol
Molecular function (GO): ATP hydrolysis activity; polyubiquitin modification-dependent protein binding; ATP binding
Source: RefSeq, a predicted model, not a curated record